GUGUUGCGCUGUUGCGUUGAGAUGCGAGUUCACGUGAUUCCGGUCCAUUAGCUCCAGCUGGCUCUAGGUACCUAGGUAGUCAAUCUAGGACAGUCUGGGAAAUCUUGAAAGCUACUUAGGUACUUCGCACUUGCCUUGAUAUUACCGUACCCCGGAUCAUCUUAUGAACCGUGCUCCUGGGUGGGUUUCCAUCAGACCAGAUCAGACCUAAGAGAAAUCAACUAAGCGCCGUGCCGGCAAGGACUCGACCCACCAAAAACCCACUAAGUGCUUCGGACCGCGUAAUUCAGGUAGCUCCAAUUCAAGCUCCCUGCCCAUUCUUCUCAACCUCUCAAAAGCUCCCAUCUCUAUCAAUUUUCGUGAUUCGCACGUGCAGAAGCGGCUUAUUGUUAUAGUCGUUCCCACAUCUACUUGUCUAAGUACCAUCAGUACCGUCCCUCCAGCUCUAGCCUCGACGGCUCCGAGCUACUCGAACGGUCCAAGAUGAACAAGAAUUGGAACGACAGAGCUGACAAAGACCUCUUCUUCACCAUCCUCUCAGUCAAGAACAUCGGUGUAAUAAGUGGCGCAGAAUGGACUACCAUUGGCAACCAUAUGCGAUCCCUCGGCUAUGGCUUCACUAACGAAGGUUGCCGUCAACACUUCCAAGGUCUUCGCAGAGCUCAGCAUAAAGCCGAGUCAAAUGGUGAUAGUCAGCGCCGGUCUGACCCUACUGAGAAUCCUAUCACGCGACGUCCCGGCCCAGGCCGUGGCCGACCCAGAAAACAGCCCCCAGCACCUAUUGCCGGCUCAGAUCAAGUACACUCCUCAAAGCCAUCCAGCGAAGCCCAUGAGGCUGACCUAGAUGAUGAUGCCGCACCUAUGGAUGCGAUCCCGGUCGAGGAGACGGACUCCUUGGGUCUAGCGCAAGACGACUCGGCUCUCGAUGAAGAACAACCUUCAAAACGACAGCGUCUUGAGAAUGACGACCAGACUGAUGACGAUGCGGCAGUUCUAGCUCUGGCAGCAGAUGGAUUACCCGGACCUGACGAUCAUUAUGGCCCACCCGAGUAUUACGGCGAGGCAUAGUGAUUGCGGCCUUGAAUUCUAUAUGAAUUUUCUAAUCUUAGAGGUCUGGACGGCAACGAUGUGCCAAAUUUAUUUUCACGCCAAAUGCCGGUUCGUUUGAGCUGCGUCGUCGUUUGCCUGAAGCUAUUAGAGAACGAGAACUCACGUUUGCUUCUCCUGGGAAUAUGAGACGAGAACGUCUCCGGGAAGCUUCUGUACAACAUCGCAGCAUCGCGUUGAUCGGUAGUCUGGAGUUUUGAGCGGGCUAGGUAUUAAUCGGAAUAAAAAUUCGUGGAUAGUCAAUCAAUCCAAUUAUCGUAAAA
This is a messenger RNA of Annulohypoxylon truncatum, 1370 nucleotides long. RefSeq lists its product as uncharacterized. Bases 484 to 1068 code for a protein of 194 amino acids. The record is from RefSeq and is a predicted model, not a curated record. Lineage: Eukaryota; Fungi; Ascomycota; Sordariomycetes; Xylariales; Hypoxylaceae. The transcript is spliced from 3 exons.